AUGACUAACAAAUUCAAGAUACCUUUUUUUCCUUUUACUGGGGUGAAUCAUCAUGGACAAUCUAUACUUUUUGGUGGAGCAUUGCUUGAAAACGAAAAGGAAGAGACAUUUGAAUGGUUAUUUGAACAUUUCCUCAAAUGUAUGUUUGGCAAGUAUCCGAAGACAAUUAUUGCCGAUCAAGACAAAGCGAUGGGCAAUGCAAUAAAAAAAGUGUUUCCAAAGACUCAACAGCGUUUUUGUUCAUGGCAUAUCAGGAAGCAUGAAAAUGAGCACCUUCGAUCGUAUGUUUCCCGUUACAGUGAUUUUCAAGAAACACACAGACAAUGGGUAAAUAGUGAUAGCAUUGAACAAUUUGAAGCAAUAUUGGAAGAUAUGCGUAUUAAGUAUGAACUGGAAAGCUAUUGUUGGAUUAGUGACAUGUAUUACCAACGUAUACAUUGGGCUAAACCCUUCUUGAAGGAUAUUUUCUUUGCUGGUAUGACCACAACCGGGCAGAGUGAAAGUAUCAGUUCAUUUUUUGAUGGUUUUGUUAACUCGAGGACCAUGUUGAAUGAAUUCGUUGUGCAAUACGACAAGGCAGUUGAGUCACGAAGGGUUGCCGAAGAAGACGAAGACUUCAAGACUAUGAACUCGAGGCCGGUUCUUUCUUCAGUGCGUCCAAUCGAAGCAAAAGCAGAAGAAAGCACAUAUAGAGUUGGGCAAUUGGAUGUUGAUAAAAAAUAUUGGCGUAUUGUUACCUUUCAUUCUUUAAAUCAAGUCAGCGUCACAUGUUCGUGUUGUAUGUAUGAGACAAAUGGGAUUUUAUGCAAACAUAGCUUAUAUGUGAUGAAGAAGAAGCAUGUUCAAGAACUGCCGAGUCACUAUAUUUUACAGAGAUGGACCCUUGAAGCUAGGUACAAACUGGGUAGUGUUAGUAUCGGACUCGGAGAAAUAAAUAAUGAAAAUGGAGUUAGUGCCUACACAUUAUUUUGUGUUCGUUCGAAUUUUACUAAACUAAUUGAACAAGCAAGGGACUCUCCUUCGGAGAUACAAAAACUCAAUACGAUAUUGAUAAGUCUUUUAGAUGAUCAAGUCAAUCGAAAAAAAUCUAUGCCUUUAGAGAAUGCAUCUCAAAGUUCUUGUAUGCGAGCUUUGCAAGUAGAUAUGAUGCCACAGUUAUCUAUCUGGGAUCCUCUUGGUCCAACUACUACAAAAGGGCGUCAAGGAUUGGGUCAUUAUGCUACUAGUUCUUCAAAAAGAAAGGCGGAUGAAUCGUUGCAAGAGACAUAA
Molecule: messenger RNA, 1269 nt
Organism: Lactuca sativa (garden lettuce)
Lineage: Eukaryota; Viridiplantae; Streptophyta; Magnoliopsida; Asterales; Asteraceae
Product: protein FAR1-RELATED SEQUENCE 5
Molecular function (GO): zinc ion binding
Source: RefSeq, a predicted model, not a curated record